CUUUGCGAAGCCAUUGAUCCCGGCUCUUCACGCAACCACCAUGUUUUCGCGGAGCUCACAGCGAGCCACUCAGGCUCUGCUGCGUACCGCUCGAUCCGCGAAUGCCCCGAUAGCCGCACGCUCCUACGCGACCGUAACAUCGGACAUCUUCAAGCCGACCAAGUUCGGUGGCAAAUACACCGUCACCCUGAUUCCCGGUACACAGCGAGUUCCCUCCACCCCUUCCCAGAUAAGAGCUAAGAAUGAGCACCACAGGUGACGGCAUUGGCGCCGAAGUCUCGGAAUCGGUCAAGACCAUCUUCAAGGCAGACAAUGUGCCGGUGGAGUGGGAGCAGGUGGACGUGUCGGGCGUCGACACGGGCACGAAGCACUCCGAAGAACUUUUCCGCGAAUCCAUCCUCUCCCUCAAGCGCAACAAACUCGGCCUGAAGGGCAUCCUCCACACCCCCGUCGAGCGAGCCGGCCAUGCCUCCUUCAAUGUGGCCAUGCGACAAGAGCUGGACAUCUACGCCUCCAUCGUCCUCAUCAAGAACAUCCCGGGCUACGAAACGCGACACAAGAAUGUCGACCUCUGCAUCAUCCGUGAGAACACCGAGGGCGAGUACUCUGGCCUCGAGCACCAGUCCGUCGCAGGAGUGGUGGAAUCGCUCAAGAUCAUCACGCGUGCCAAGUCCGAGCGCAUCGCCAAGUUCGCCUUCGCCUUCGCCCUGGCCAACAACCGACGCAAGGUGACCUGCAUCCACAAAGCGAACAUCAUGAAGCUCGCCGACGGCCUGUUCCGCAACACCGUCAAGAAGAUUGGCGAGGAAUUCCCCACCAUCGAGACCAACGACAUGAUUGUCGACAACGCGAGCAUGCAGUGCGUCAGCCGCCCACAGCAGUUCGACGUCAUGGUCAUGCCCAACUUGUACGGCGGCAUCCUCUCCAACAUCGGCGCUGGACUCGUCGGUGGGCCCGGCAUCGUCCCCGGGUGCAACAUGGGUCGCGACGUGGCCGUCUUCGAACCCGGCUGCCGUCACGUUGGACUCGACAUCCAAGGCAAGGACCAGGCGAACCCCACCGCUCUCAUUCUCUCGGGCAGCAUGAUGCUGCGGCACUUGGGGCUCGACGAGCACGCCAACCGCAUCAGCAAGGCCGUCUACGAUGUGAUUGCGGAGGGCAAGUCGCGGACAAGGGAUAUGGGGGGCAAGGCGACGACGCAUGAAUUCACUCGCGCCAUCCUCGAUAAGAUGGAGACGUAUUAGGGGGUGGGGUAUUGUUUAGACGCACAUUAGUGAUUCUGGAUAGGAUUGUCAAUACUGUCAUCGCAAUUCAUUCUUCAGGCCAGUCUUGCCCGCGCCGAGAAAGCAUGUUCCU
Messenger RNA from Neohortaea acidophila, 1356 nucleotides. Its product is annotated as isocitrate dehydrogenase [NAD] subunit 1, mitochondrial, variant. The coding region runs from base 243 to 1244 and encodes 333 amino acids. Lineage: Eukaryota; Fungi; Ascomycota; Dothideomycetes; Mycosphaerellales; Teratosphaeriaceae. Gene Ontology annotation, molecular function: NAD binding; magnesium ion binding; isocitrate dehydrogenase (NAD+) activity. The transcript is spliced from 3 exons. Gene Ontology annotation, cellular component: mitochondrion. The record is from RefSeq and is a predicted model, not a curated record. Gene Ontology annotation, biological process: tricarboxylic acid cycle; isocitrate metabolic process.